UGACGCGUCUCUCUGAAGUCCAGAAGUCGCCCCGGCCGGCGGUGGUGGUGGGCGGGGUAGUUAAGGUUCGCUAAUUUCUUGACGGCUUGAGUCGCUUGACCAUUCUCCCCGCUUACGUCUGAACCGAAUAUGCAUUGCUUUUUCACCCAAAAUUCUACAGGGGAAUGAAUAAUGAAUGCACUUGUCACUUCCCCAGUUCUCCCCGCUUUUAUAAGAACUCCAAGCUCGCUUCGCCGUUUUCUCACCCACUCUGUCACAACUCACAAACAAGUUGAAAUCGUCGUUGUUCAGAGAGAGACAGGGACGACCUGGUGAACACAGAAACAUGGCUCGUAGGAUGAUGGGUUUGCUGGGGUGCAUGCUUGUUGUAGCUCUGUUUCAGAGUGCAGCUGCACAGACAACACACACCGUCGGAGGCAGCACCGGUUGGACACUUCCGUCUUCCAACAGUUUCUACACCACCUGGGCUUCCAGCCAGAAUUUCGCCGUUGGCGACACUCUGGAGUUCGAUUUCUCCGGCUCGCAUGACGUGGCCCAAGUGACAAAAGCUAAUUAUGACUCCUGCACUAAGACACCCAUCGGUUCCAUCAUUUCAACCAGUCCGGCGGAGAUUCUUCUUAAUGCUUCAGGCGACCACUACUUCAUCUGCACUAUUAGCAACCACUGCCAAGCGGGCAUGAAGCUAGCCAUCACCGUCAGUGCCGCUUCUACUACCACCAAUGGCACCACCAACUCCACUACACCUACUGCAACCUCUUCACCGCCCCCACCAAGCUCUGCUUCAUCUCUUUCCGUAGGCGGCUUCUCUGCCGUACUAUUGUCCAUUGUCAUCGCUUUCUUACACUAGAUGCAUAUGCGGUAUGCCCAUACUGCGGAGCAGAUCUUCUCUGUUCUUCCUUGUGUUUUUGUUUUCAGUACCACAGUUGUCUUCUACUACUAAGCCCCAUACCAUGUUCUACAUAUAGGUUGUAUGUGGUUCAUUUUUACAUCUAUUAGAACAGUUGUUUCUCAGAUAAUGAGCUUAUUUAUUUAUUUA
Messenger RNA from Nelumbo nucifera (sacred lotus), 1036 nucleotides. RefSeq names its product umecyanin-like. Gene Ontology annotation, cellular component: plasma membrane. Lineage: Eukaryota; Viridiplantae; Streptophyta; Magnoliopsida; Proteales; Nelumbonaceae. The record is from RefSeq and is a predicted model, not a curated record. Gene Ontology annotation, molecular function: electron transfer activity.